Molecule: messenger RNA, 1673 nt
Organism: Triticum aestivum (bread wheat)
Lineage: Eukaryota; Viridiplantae; Streptophyta; Magnoliopsida; Poales; Poaceae
Exons: 6
Coding region: 309-1673 (454 amino acids)
Source: RefSeq, a predicted model, not a curated record
CUCCGCAGUGUUCUCAGGGCUUUGUGGGCUCUGCUUUCCAUCUACAUGAACUGUCACUUCCGUCGCUGCUUCGCCUGCCACCGUCCGUCCAUGCCUCGUCAGUCCCCGAGCUGGCCGUACUGUCGCCGCGUGCCUCGACUGCUCCCAUCUCUCUCUCUCUCUCUCCCCCCUCCCCAUCCCACUUCGCCCCAUUGGACCUUCUUGACGGCGGCGGCGCUCGAUCGGCGGUGGGCAUUGCUCCUUCUCGGCGUGCACUGCACAGAUUGGCUGCUUAUUUCGGGACAGCACAGCCCAUUGGUUCUUCAGUGAUGCCUCGGAGCAGGAGCCAUCGCAAACUAAGCUCGCCUUGCUCCCCGAAGGCCGUCCACAAGGUCAUCUCCCGCUUCUCCCUCGAGAAGAAGCAGCUCGUGCGGUCAAUCGAUUUCGGGGGCUUGCUGGAGCUGCCACUGCACAGGAAGGUUGGCCACAGGUUCUCCCUGUGGCUCCUGACCAAGGUAGUACGAGAUGCCGCCGGUGCCAGUGCUAGCCAGCCUGCAGCAGUCGGCAAAGUAGCCGGCAUACCGUUCUACCCACAGGACGUCAGCAAAGUGUUCGGCGUGCCUUCCGGAGGACGUCCGGUGCCCAAGAAGGAUCAGGUUCAGGGGCUGGUCUCCGACGAGGCCAAGGCGACCGUGCGCGGCGCGCUCAGCUUGGAGGAAGGAGACGACAGCAGACUCAGAAUCCUGCAUGCUGCAAAGCAUGUGCUGAAGAAGAAAUUCCGUCGGGGAAUGGCGGAGAAGGACCGGGCUGCAUUCAAGAUCGCGUUCGUGGUCUUCGUUGUGGGGAAUCUGCUGGCUCCAAGGGCGACCGACUCUGUAUCCUUGGACUACUUCAUGGCCCUGCGGCGUCCUGACGAGAUUCAGACGUAUGACUGGUCCGAGUACGUGAUUCGUGUCAUUUUGGACUCUGUCUGCCAAGUUCAGGCCGCUUUCGCUCAGGGGCGGCCUGUGGAGAAUCUGUUUGGAUGCAUUAUUGGCCCUGUUUGGCUGCAGAUAUUCUAUCUGGAUAACUUGGAUUUUGGUCGUGAGAAGAAUCUGCUGCAUGAUCACACACCACGAUCCAAGGCAUACGACUACGACACGAUUAAGAAGCUCGCCGAAGCCGAUCGCGCCCGUUCUCGUGAUGGUGGUUUAAGGUCCUUUGGUAAAAAGUUGGCAAGAGAGGCCUCUGAUGUUUGUUACGAGCGUUCCAUCGCUCGAUGCGGUAACCACGUGAACGGUGUUGUGGUUGGUUCAGCCGACGGUGGAGAACAGGGUGGCCACUCUGAUGAUAUAGUCUUCACGGAUGGUAGAGCUUUCAAUCAGAAAAUUUUAUGUGAAGUGUGUGGAGAUGUUGGCGAGGAAGAGCUCGUGAUGUUCUGCGCUUGCGGUGCUACUGUGCAUCAAUAUUGUUCGGACCCGGUUGUUCUUGAUGCAACAUUAGUAGAAUGGUCAUGUGAUGAGUGUCAGGCAAAGCAAGACAAUGCUGCUGCUGACAAAUUAUUAGAAGAGGUGCUGAACCGAAAACGGCCAAGUCAUUAUCUAACGGACUCCUCCACAAGGAAUCAGUCAAGCACCAAAAUUACAGUGGCAACAAACGGUAUCUCGAAAAAGGCUUAUGUGCGAAAGGGUGAUCAAGAAGAACAUUUCGCGUAA